GUCAAAUAUUAGUUAAUUCCCGCGAAAUUUUCUUCAGCACGAUUUGCAGCAAGCAUAGGGAUGGAAGGAUAUUAGGCAAACAUAGAAUAAGGACAAAUUAAGUAUGCCUGGUUUUGAAGAGGGGUUCUCCCCAUUCUCUAAUCCAGGAGAAAGACCUGAUGGUUCAAUGGAUUAUGUUGUUAUUAGUGGUAUUUCCUGUCGUCUGCCAGAAUCAGAAAAUAUGGAGGAAUUUAAAAAACACUUGAUGAGAGGUGACAACAUGAUAACAGAAAAUAGAAGAUGGGAACCAGCAGCACAUGGUUUGCCUUCUAAAGCUGGAACCCUGGUAGACAUAAGUAAAUUUGAUGCAGCUUUUUUUGGUGUUCCACCCAAACUGGCUGAUAGUAUGGAUCCUCAGUUACGUGUCAUGUUGGAAUUAACUCAUGAAGCACUUAUAGACUCAGGAAUUUCCCCUGCAACUAUAAGAGGAUCCAACACAGCAGUAUAUAUAGGAUGUGGGAUGUCAGAAGCAUGGGAAGCUCUGUCAACAGAUAAUAGUAAUGUGACAGGGUAUUCUCCACUUGGCUGUACCACUAGUAUGUUUGCUAACAGAAUAUCAUUUGCAUUUGACCUCAGGGGUCCUAGCUAUGGUUUGAGAAAUGGUUGUGGCUCUGGUUUGCUGGCAUUAGACAGAGCUAUAUCAAGUAUUAGACUGGGUGAUUGUGAAACUGCCAUUGUUGCUGGAUGUAAUUUAUGUAUGAAACCUGCCACCUCUGUACAGCUAGCAGAAAUGAAUUUAUUGUCUAUGGAUGGUCAUUGUAGAUGUUUUGAUGAGAGGGGAGAAGGUUUUGGUAGAAGCGAAGGAAUUGUUGUGAUGUGUUUACAAAAAAAAGCCAAAGCAAAAAGAGUUUACUGCACAGUUAUUCACUCAAAAUCAGCAACAUUUACUACUGAAAAUAACAAUUUUAACUUUCCCAACUUUGAAGAAGAAAGACAGUUUUUACAAGAGACCUACAGAGAAGCUCGUUUAGAUGCCUCACACAUUUCUUACAUGGAGAUAGGCAGUAGUUGUACAAAGAUGUCAGACACAAUAGAAUUGAAUGCUAUUUCUGAUGUUAUCUGUAAAAAUAAAAGUAAACCAUUACUUAUUGGGUCAGUUAAGUCAAAUAUAGGUCACACUGAAGCUACCUCAGGACUGGCUGCCGUUUCAAAAAUUAUAAUAGCCAUGGAAGAUGGUAUUAUUCCACCAAAUCUUCAUUUCAAUUGGCCAAAUAUUCAGAAUGAACAGAUUAAAGUUGUCAGUGAAAGAACAAGGCUUAAUGGUGAAUAUUGUGCUGUGAACUCAUUUGGACUUGGGGGUGUGAACGUUCAUACAAUACUGAAAUCAUAUGACAAAGACAAAAAAUAUCAUUUUGCUAAUGAAAAGAAAAGACUUUGCAUUUACUCUGCAAGAACAAAGCAAGGUUUAGAGUCAAUAUUUUAUCUGAUGAAGUCGCAUCAUAAAGAUUCUUACUUACAUUAUCUGUUAAAUGAAACCAGUGGCCCUUGGAAUAAACAGUUGCCAUACAGAGGUUAUGUUGUCUUGAAUGGAAAGAAUCAUAUGCAGGAAAUUCAAAAAAUAGAAAUAGAGAGCCAACGUCCAUUAUGGUUCAUUUUCUCUGGCAUGGGGACACAAUGGCCUAAGAUGGGCAGACAGAUGAUGCAGAUAAACAUGUUCAGAACUUCCAUAAUGAAAUGUGACCGUGCCCUCAGACCACAUGGUAUCAGCUUAUAUGAUAUGAUAAUGGAAGGAGAUGUCAAUGUAUUUGAUUCAGUCACUAAUUCUUUUAUAGCAAUUGCUGCUAUACAGGUAGCAUUAGUUGAUAUGUUGUUUAGUAUGAACAUUAAACCUGAUGGUGUUGUUGGACACUCAGUUGGAGAGCUGGGCUGUGGAUAUGCUGAUGGAUGUCAGACAGCAGAAGAGACAGUCCUGGCAGCUUACUGGAGAGGUUAUUGUAUCGCUGAGGCUAAUCUACCACCAGGGGGCAUGGCAGCUGUGGGUAUGACAUGGGAAGAAGCCAAAAAGAAGUGUCCAGAAGGUGUAAUACCUGCUUGUCAUAAUGCUAAAGGGACAGUUACAAUAUCUGGUCCACUAGAAAAAGUUUCAAAGUUUGUAAAGGAACUAAAGGAGCAACAGAUUUUUGCCAAAGAAGUCAACAGUGCUGGAGUGGCUUUUCAUUCUGGUAUUAUGCAGAAAGUAGCACCAAGGUUAAAAGAGGAAAUGUCAAAGGUUUUAAAACCAAAACCAAGAACAAGCAAAUGGAUCAGCUCAUCAAUCCCAGAAGCAAGAUGGAACACUGACCUGGCUAAAAUGGCAUCAGCAGAUUAUCUUGUAAACAACUUAGUCAGUCCAGUGCUUUUUCAGGAAGCUUUAAAACAUAUUCCAUCAAACGCUAUGGUUAUAGAGAUUGCACCACAUGGUCUGUUACAGGCUGUUUUAAAGAGAUCAUUAGAUUCUACUUGUUCAAUGACAAGUCUAAUGAAGAGGGAACAUCCAUGUAAUCCUGACUUCUUCUUCUCAAAUUUGGGAAAAUGUUACAUUCAGGGAGUAGAUUUCAAUCCACUUGGAAUUUUCCCUCCAAUUGAACAUCCUGUGCCAAGGGGAACACCAAUGAUAGCUCCUGCUGUCAAAUGGGAUCAUACAAAGUCUUGGUACGUUCCAGAAAAUGACCAGUUCCUCAGUGGAAGUUCAGACAGACAGGCCGAGUCAAGGUUUGAAAUUGAUGCCUCAAAAAAUACAAAAGAUAAAUUUUUAGUUGGUCACAAGAUUGAUGGGCGAGUCCUGUUCCCUGCUGCUGGUUACAUUGUCCUAGCAUGGAGGGCAUUGGCAAAAUUUCAUGGGAAAAUCUUCAACCGCUUGCCAGUCAUAUUAGAAAAUAUUAAAAUACACAGAGCUACAUUGAUACCCUCUAAAGGUAGUUUGAACUUUGAAGUCAACUUGAUACCAGAUUUAAGAGAGUUUGAGAUUUGUGAAGGAGAUGGACUGGUUGCCAGUGGAACAAUCUAUUCUCCUUCUGAACCUAUAUGUAGUUACAGCAGGGAUGGAGUUCUGCCUCCCACAAGCCCUCGUAAAAAGAAAGAGAAAGAAAUGCUGCCUUCAGACAUCUACAAAGAAUUGAGGUUGCGAGGUUAUGAAUAUGAAGGAGAUUUUAGAGGCAUUUUCAAAGCUGUAAACAGGGGAAAUGUCGGAGAUUUAUUGUGGAAUAAUAAUUGGAUAACCUUCCUUGACACUAUGAUGCAAAUGAACCUGUUGACUAGACCAGGAUCUGACCUCAUCCUGCCCACUGGAAUCAAGUCACUAAAAAUAGAUCCAGAAACCCAUGUGUCUUCUAUGAAGGGGAAUGAUCCACUGACUAUUCCAGUUUAUCUUGACAAGUACUCUGAUACAACCACAGCUGGGAGUGUAGAAAUGUAUGGACUUCAGCUGACAUCAGCACCAAGGAAGCAAAACCAACAAACAGUAACACUUGAAGAAAGUGUGUUCAUACCAUACAUGGAAGUAGGAGGAAAAGACCUGUCUCCAGAAGAUCUGAAGGAAUACUGUUCAAAGUGUUCUUCCAUUGCAGCUAAUGGUAUUCUGAGAAUGAUGGGUAUGGAGGGAUUGGACUUUCCAAAUUUUAACAUGCUGAAGCAAGUCUCUAAAUCCCUAAAACCUGUUCGAUUCAUUGAAAAUGUGGAAAGGUUUUGGAAAAUACCAAACAAUGAGUUAUUUAUAGUCCUGAAUAAACUUUUCAGUAUGUCAGCAGAUAACUUUGUACAAAAUAUCAAGAGAGUGCUGGAAGCAUACAAGUCAGGGCUUGUAAAAGAUAGACUUCUGUCAAACCUUAUAAAAUCAAGGUCACUGAAACCAUGCCUUGACCUUGUAAUUGAAAAUAGUACAGUGAGCACCAUGAAAGUACUGGAGUUGGAAUCACCAGCAGAUAGUAUUACAAAAUUAGUUUUCGAACAUUUGAAUAGCCAACCCAUGACUUACAUUGAUUACACAAAAGUUACUUUGAAAGAAUCUGACAAUAAGACAUUAGGUAUAAGACAGAUAUUAUGGGAUGUCAAUGAAAUUCCUCCAGAAAACUUGAGUGGAAUCAGACUGGUCAUUGCUCACAACUUUUUACAUAGACAAAGCAAUGUUCAGAAAUCCUUAAAGAAUAUUAACAAAGUGUUAGAUGAUGAUGGGUUUUUACUGGUACAUGAAAUAACACAUAAUACCCACUUGCACUUGGCUGUCAUGGGUCUGUUGACAGAACUUCCAGUGACUGCAGAGACCAGAUCUAUUGCCUGUUAUUGUAAUGAAGAAAAAUGGUUGGAGAUGUUCGAGAAGGAAAACUUUCAAGUUGUAUCUCAAAAAUCAGAUGGCUUGCUGAAUACAAUCUUUCUUCUUCGUAAGAAACCACCAAAUGUACUGAAAUCUCAAACUGUAUUGAAUGUAGACCUAGACAUCACAAAAUCUGUAGAAGACUUGAAAAAGAAGUUACUUGAGGUUGUUGAAAAGCCUAAGGGAGAUAACUUGUGGUUAUUGACCAAGGACAAUAAUAAUGGCAUUGUUGGUAUGGUUAACUGCUUGAGAAAAGAACCUGGAGGGGAAAGAAUAAGGUGUAUUUUGAAUACAUCAGAUUCAGAUAGACCUCUGUCAGAGGAAUUAGUCAAACAUGAUAUGGUUAUGAAUGUUUUGCGUGAUGGAUCUUGGGGCUCAUUCAGACAUCUGCCUAUAUCACCUGGACAGAUACUAGAAAAGAAGUCACAUGGGUUCAUAGAUAUAGCUAGAAAAGGAGAUUUGUCCAGUCUAUAUUGGAGGGAUCAGAUAAAACAAGUGUGUUCACAAAAGUCUGAUGUUGUCUGUAAGAUGCACUAUGUGUCACUUGGUAUCAAGGAUUUGAUGUUUGCCAUGGGCAGAAUUCCUGCUGACCAGAAAUUUCAUCUAGGGACAGAGUUUUCAGGAGUAACAGACAAGGGAAGGAGAGUAAUGGGAGUCAUUGAUGAACAGGCAUUGGCCACAGAUGCAAUUGUUAGUAAGGAAUGUCUUUUUGAUGUUCCUGAAGAAUGGUCUCUAAGUGAAGCAGCCACAGUACCAUCAGCAUUUGGCUUGGCCUAUUAUGCUCUGACCAUGAAGGGAGACAUUAGUAAGGGAUCAAGCAUCCUGAUAGCCAAUGCCUCCUCAUCACUAGGACAAGCUGCUGUUUCUAUAACUGCCUUUAUGGGAUGCCAGAUAUUUGCUUUAGUUAGUACUUUAGAAUGUCAGCAUUACAUGAAGUUGAGAUACCCAUCAUUACAGAACAUUCACAUUAUAGACAAGAGUGAGCAGUUUGAAGGAGAAAUUCUAAGGCAAACUAAAGGAAAAGGAGUAGAUACAGUAUUUACUUCAACAUCAGGGAAUUUACACCAACUGGUUUUAAGUGCUUUAAAAGAUGGAGGAAAAUACCUAGAUUUGAGUUCUGAUUUUAAUAAUAGUUUAAUAGACAAGGACAUUUUACAUGAGAAUAUAACUUACUAUCACAUCAGGACAGAUCAUUUUAUGCCAGAGGAAUUAACAGGUAUAAAGGAUCUGAUUGGUCAAGGCAUAAAGGACAAAGUAGUACAUCCUCUGGACUUUAGUUAUUAUAAAUAUACAGAGAUCCAAAAAGCAUUUCAACAGAUACAGGACCCAAAUAAUCUAAAAUCUGUACUUAUACAGGUAAGAUAUCUUUACUUUAGUUAUUAUAAACAUACAGAGAUCCAGAAAGCAUUUCAACAGAUACAGGACCCAAAUAAUCUCAAGUCUGUACUUAUACAGGUAAGAUAUCUUUACUUUAGUUAUUAUAAACAUACAGAGAUCCAAAAAGCAUUUCAACAGAUACAGGACCCAAAUAAUCUAAAAUCUGUACUUAUACAGAUAAGAGAGGACAACUCAGAAGACAUUAAGAUAUUAACAGAACCCAAACUUUGUUCACCAGACAAGUCCUACAUCUUGGUCGGAGGUCUCGGUGGAUUUGGUCUAGAAUUAGCUGAGUGGCUUGUAAAUGAAGGAGCCACAAAACUGGUUCUGACAUCAAGGUCUGGUAUAACAACAGGGUACCAGGAAAGAAAACUCAGGCUUCUAAGAGAAAGGAACAUCAAUUUAAUGGUGUCGUCUAGAAAUGUAACGACAGAGGAAGGAUGUAGGAAACUGAUGGAGGAGACUCAGAAAGUAGGACCUGUAGGAGGAGUCUUCAAUUUAGCUAUGGUAUUAGAAGAUGGCUUGUUUGAGAACCAGACACCAGAAAACUUUAAGAAAGUUUGUGAACCUAAAGUAAAUGGUACAAUGAAUUUAGAUAAAGUGACAAGGGAUAGCUGUAAAGACAGUCUGGACUGGUUUGUGGUUUUCUCCUCCAUUACAUCUGGACGUGGAAAUGUUGGUCAGACUAAUUAUGGAUAUGCUAAUUCAGCAAUGGAAAGACUUUGUGAACAGAGAAAGAAAGAUGGUCUCACAGGAUUAGCCAUACAGUGGGGAGCUAUAGGUGAUGUAGGAGUUGUUAUAGAUAAAAUGGGAGGUAAUGAUACAACAGUAGGAGGGACAUUACCACAGAGAAUGUCCUCUUGUCUGAGUACUCUGAGGAAACUUAUGACCCACUCAUAUGCAGUGGCAUCUAGCUUUGUACUGGCAGAAAAGACUAUAGAGACAGGGCAAGAUAAACAGGAGAGGAAAUUAACACCAUUAGAUGCUGUUAUGAAAGUGAUUGGAAUUACAGAUACUGAAAAUGUAAACUCAAGUACCCACCUUAUUGACCUUGGCCUUGACUCUUUGAUGACAACUGAAAUCAGACAAGUGAUGGAGAGACAGUUUGGUAUAACCUUCAAAGUGGAUGAAAUAAGGAAGCUUACAAUUAAACAGCUCCGUGAAUUUAACAAAGACAAAGAUACCAAACAACAGAAGAGUAAACAAGAGGAAGAAGUGAAGCAUGAUGGGAUUACAGCAGACGUUCUCAUUCAAUUGGAAGAGAUUGUUCCAAUCAAAUUAGUGGAGAAUGAUCCUGAACCUGUCUUUAUUGUUAACAUGCUACCAGAAAAUGUUGAGACAUUUAAACCAUUGACUGAAGAUGAACAACACAGUUUCUAUGUUAUACAAUGUACAGAUGAUUCACCUUUAUAUUCUAUUCAAGCCUUAGCUGGUCACUUUUUACAGGAGAUAGACCUGUUACAUCCAGAUAAACCAGUCCAUCUAGUUGGUUAUUCUAUUGGAGCGAGGUUGUGUUUGGAGAUGGCUUUACAGAAACCAGACAGCCCUACCAGUCCUGGUGUCAAGAGUUUAACUUUGAUUGAAUCACCACUGCCACUGAUUGAGAAGAAACUGAAAUCAAUUGAACCUGCACUGGAAAAGAAGAGAGAAAUUCUGAAGUCGCUGUUGCAAGUUCUUAAGUUUGAUAAAGAUAUUGAAUUACCAAGUGAAUCUCAUGAAAUGGUAGAGAAAGUGUGUAUCAUUAUAGCAGAGAACAGUAAUGGUCAAGUCCAAAACCAAGGCAUUUUUAGGGCAGUUCACUCAUAUUUACAGAAGAUGCAGAUAAUUACAAGUUAUAUACCAGAUGGAACGUAUGACGGCAGAACAGUUAUUGUUACACCACAGGAUGUGACUGAAUUAAAGGCUCAGAAGUAUUUCAAGCAAAAAAUCCUCCAUGUACAGGUUGGAAUUCAGGAUGAGACAUUCACCGACCAAACUGUAUCAGCAAUAAAGACAGCUCUACACAAUAACAUUUCACAUUGAGGAACAUUUGUUUGACUAAAUACUAUUAGUGCUAUAUUUAUUGUUUGCUAAAGUUUAUUCUAAUUGAAAUUUAUUGAUUUGCAUAAAAUUAGAUAUUUUGUUCUUAAUAUAUGUUUUCAUAUGAUCAUUUUGAAGCUUUGAAAUUUAGAAAAUUGAAAGUUGAAUAAAUUAUAUUUG
Mytilus trossulus (common blue mussel) is the source of this 7903-nucleotide messenger RNA. Its product is annotated as fatty acid synthase-like. The coding region runs from base 104 to 7726 and encodes 2540 amino acids. The transcript is spliced from 28 exons. Gene Ontology annotation, biological process: fatty acid biosynthetic process. The record is from RefSeq and is a predicted model, not a curated record. Gene Ontology annotation, molecular function: fatty acid synthase activity; oxidoreductase activity; phosphopantetheine binding. Lineage: Eukaryota; Metazoa; Mollusca; Bivalvia; Mytilida; Mytilidae.